GCUGGGAGUCAGGAUGGACGAGGACGUGCUGACCACUCUGAAGAUCCUCAUCAUUGGCGAGAGUGGGAUGGGCAAGUCCAGCCUGCUCUUGAGGUUCACAGAUGAUACUUUUGAUCCAGAGCUUGCAGCAACAAUAGGUGUUGACUUUAAGGUGAAAACAAUUUCAGUGGAUGGAAAUAAGGCUAAACUUGCAAUAUGGGAUACUGCUGGUCAAGAGAGGUUUAGAAUCUUAGCUCCCAGCUAUUAUAGAGGUGCACAGGGUGUUAUAUUAGUUUAUGACGUCACAAGAAGAGACACCGUUGUUAAAUUGGAUAAUUGUCUGAGUGAAUUGGAAAUGUACUGUACAAGAAAUGACAUAGUAAACAUGCUAGUUGGAAAUAAAAUUGACAAGGAAAAUCGCAAAGUUGAUAGAAAUGAAGGUCUGAAAUUCACAAGAAAGCAUUCCAUGUUAUUUAUAGAGGCAAGUGCAAAAACCUGUGAUGGUGUACAGUGUGCCUUUGAGGAUAUUGUUGAAAAGAUUAUUCAGACACCCAGACUGUGGGAAAGUGAGAACCAGAACAAAGGUGUCAAACUGUCGCACAGGGAAGAGAGCCAUGGUGGAGGAGCCUGUGGUGGCUAUUAUUCUGUGUUAUAAACUCUGGGAAAUUCCACCUCUUGCAUAUUUGAUCAGAUAGUGACAUCUUUCUGUAUAUAAACUCUUAACUGCUAUUUUAGGGACCUUGCAGUUUGCACAUAAUUGUUUUGUAUCAUGGCAGUAAACACUUGCAAGAAAUCCCACUCAUCGGCUUUCCCAGGUAAAAUGUUAUGGUAAGCAUGCAUAGUUUGCAGUCUAUAGUUUUUUUAUGUAACAUAAAAUAGAUGUACCUUAUGAGUACAUUUGAUUUUAUGAUUUACAUUUAUCAUGUAAUUUUUAA
Castor canadensis (American beaver) is the source of this 914-nucleotide messenger RNA. The record is from RefSeq and is a predicted model, not a curated record. Lineage: Eukaryota; Metazoa; Chordata; Mammalia; Rodentia; Castoridae.